AGCUGAGAUUCUAUAAAAAGGUGCCACUCUUUACUGCCAUAGUGCCAUAGCAAACACUUUAAAAGUAAGAAACUGGCUGUGUAUAUAUACACAUAUCUAUAUAUAUGGCAAGUGUAGAAGAGAAAGGGGUUGAUGAUGGUUACACAAAAGAUGGAACAGUUGACCUCAGGGGCAACCCUGUUCUUCGAUCCAAGAGAGGUGGCUGGACUGCCUGUUCCUUUGUUGUUGUAUACGAAGUAUUUGAACGAAUGGCAUAUUAUGGGAUCUCAUCAAACUUGGUUCUAUACUUAACCCAGAAGCUGCAUCAAGGCACUGUGAAAUCAGCCAACAAUGUUACAAAUUGGGUUGGCACCAUUUGGAUGACCCCAAUCUUGGGUGCCUACGUGGCCGACGCUUUUCUCGGUCGUUACUGGACUUUCUUAAUCGCCUGUGCUAUUUAUCUUUCGGGAAUGGGUCUAUUGACACUAGCGGUAUCCAUCCAUGGCCUAAAGCCUCCCCAUUGUUCCGACCCGAAUGCGGCCGACUGUCCAAAGGCAACCACAUUGCAACUGGCCGUCUUUUUCGGGGCACUCUACACCUUAGCCAUCGGCACCGGGGGCACGAAGCCCAACAUAUCAACGAUUGGCGCCGACCAAUUCGACGAGCAUGACCCCAAGGAGAAAGGUCACAAGCUCUCAUUCUUCAACUGGUGGAUGUUUAGCAUAUUUUUUGGCACACUCUUUGCCAACACUGUUUUGGUGUACAUUCAAGACAAUGUGGGCUGGACCCUUGGGUAUGGGCUCCCAACCGCGGGCCUGGCGAUAUCCAUACUCAUAUUUUUGGCAGGAACACCUUUCUAUAGGCACAAGAAGCCCAGUGGAAGCCCAUUUACAAGAAUGGCUAGGGUCAUAGUUGCUGCCCUUAGGAAGUGGAGUGUACCAGUCCCUGCUGACCCUAAGGAAUUGUAUGAACUUGACUUGGAUGAGUAUGCCAAGAAUGGGAAAUACAGAAUUGAUUCUACAACAUCUUUGAGGUUUAUGGACAAGGCUGGUGUGAAAACAGGUUCCACAAGUCCAUGGAUGCUGUGCACAGUGACAGAAAUAGAAGAAACCAAACAAAUGCUAAAAAUGCUACCAAUCUUGGUAGCCACAUUCAUCCCAAGCACAAUGAUUGCACAAAUCAACACACUCUUUGUGAAGCAAGGCACCACUCUCAACAGAAGAGUAGGCAACUUCAACAUCCCUCCAGCCAGUCUAGCCGGUUUCGUCACCAUAUCGCUGCUCGUCUCAGUUGCUAUAUACGACCGGUUCUUCGUCCCCCUCAUCAAGAAAUGGACUAGAAACCCGAGAGGGAUAAAUCUUCUCCAACGUAUGGGAAUAGGUACAGCUCUCCACAUUGUCAUCAUGGUAGUGGCUUCGUUAACCGAGAAGUACAGGCUCAGUGUGGCUAGAGACCAUGGCGUCGUCGAGAAUGGAGGCCAAGUCCCCUUAUCCAUAUUCAUCUUGCUCCCUCAGUUCAUCCUGAUGGGAACUGCUGACGCAUUCCUCGAAGUCGCCAAGAUUGAGUUCUUCUAUGACCAAGCACCAGAGAGCAUGAAGAGCUUGGGGACAUCCUAUUCCAUGACAACCUUAGGAGUUGGGAACUUCCUCAGCAGUGUUUUGCUCUCCAAUGUUUCGCGCAUCACAAAAAGGAACGGGCACCGAGGAUGGAUCCUCAACAACCUCAACGCCUCCCACCUCGACUACUACUACGCCUUCUUCGCGAUACUUAAUGCCCUCAACUUCAUUUUCUUCCUAGUUGUGUCUAGGUUUUAUGUGUACAAGGCUGAGGUUUCUGACUCCAUGGUUGUCUUGAGACAAGAGUUGGAGGUUGGGACAAAACACAAAGUUAAUAGCCAAGAAACAUCCAGGAAAUAGACUAAUUAACUAAGAACAUUAUAUUAUAUUUCUUGUUUCAGUACAAA
Messenger RNA from Ipomoea nil (Japanese morning glory), 1942 nucleotides. RefSeq names its product protein NRT1/ PTR FAMILY 5.2-like. The transcript has 4 exons. Gene Ontology annotation, molecular function: dipeptide transmembrane transporter activity; tripeptide transmembrane transporter activity. The record is from RefSeq and is a predicted model, not a curated record. Gene Ontology annotation, biological process: dipeptide transport; transmembrane transport. The coding region runs from base 105 to 1895 and encodes 596 amino acids. NCBI's taxonomy places the organism in Eukaryota, Viridiplantae, Streptophyta, Magnoliopsida, Solanales, Convolvulaceae. Gene Ontology annotation, cellular component: membrane.